UCUUCCUACACGGACUCCUCCUACUGGCCACGUCACAUGCGGAAGUGUUAAGAUGGAGGAUUCCAGAGAAGGUUCCACGAACCCACUUCUGAGAGAUGAGUGUUACGCUGAUUUCUUGGAGGAGGGCUUUGAUGUGAAGACAUACACUGCUCAAGCUAUACAUCAUGCUGUUAUUGCUGAGCAGCUGGCCAAGCUGGCACAGGGCAUCAGUCAGCUGGACAAGGAGCUGCACAGCCAGGUUGUGGCCAGACAUGAAGACUUACUGUCUCAGGCGACUGGGAUAGAGUCUCUUGAAGGGGUCCUUCAGAUGAUGCAGACAAGGAUCAGUGCUCUGCAGGCAGCUGUUGACAGGAUAAGGACAAAGAUUGUUGACCCGUACAACAAGAUUAUGGCCAGGAUUACUCAGCUUGCCAGACUACAGGUGGCCUGUGACCUUCUACGGAGGAUUAUUCGGAUCUUGUACCUGAGCAAGAGGCUCCAGGGUCAGCUCCAGGGAGGCAGUAGAGAGAUCACCAAGGCCGCUCAGAGCCUCAAUGAACUUGACUACCUGUCACAGGGUGUGGAUUUGAGCGGCAUCGAGGUGAUUGAGAAUGACCUGCUGCUGAUCAGUAGAGCCAGACUGGAGGUGGAGAACCAAGCUAAGAGACUGUUGGAGCAGGGCAUGGAGAUCCAGAAUCCAACCCAGGUCGGCACGGCCCUGCAGGUCUUCUACAACCUGGGAAGUUUGAGAGAGACCAUCAGUAGUGUGGUGGGGGGUUACCGCACCAGCAUACAGGACAACAUCACAAGUGCUCUUGACAUCAAGGGCCUGACACAGCCGGCAAACCCCAGAGGAGCUCCAGGCAGAGCAGUGCUGCCGACACCAGGGAACACGGCCGCUUUCCGUGCGGCUCUAUGGACGAACUUGGAGAAGCUGAUGGACCAGAUUUGCGCUGCGUGCCGACAGGUGCAGCAUCUACAGAAGGUCCUGAUGAAGAAGAGAGACCCUGUCACUCAUGUGUGCUUCAUUGACGAGAUAAGCAAGGAGGGUCAGCCUGAUAUCCUCUACACCUUCUGGACAGAUGUAACCAACACACUGAGUGAGGAGUUUCACAGAGCAACUGAAGGCUCGUCCUUUCUGAAGCAAGCAUUUGAAGGUGAAUACCCCAAACUGUUGCGGCUGUACAACGAGCUGUGGCGCCGCCUGCAGCAGUACAGCGCCAGCCUGCAGGGAGCUCUGACGAGCAGCGGAGGACUGGACGCGUCACUUGAAAUGAUGUCCGCAGAUACAGACAGCCAGGACCUCUUCACACAUGGCAAACAGGACUACAGCCCAGAGAAGGCUCUGAAGGACUCUCUCCAGCCGUAUGAAGCAGCCUACCUCUCCAAGUCCCUCUCUCGCCUGUUUGAUCCCAUCAACCUCGUGUUCCCUAUGGGAGGCCGCAACCCGCCCUCCAGUGACGAGCUGGACAGCAUCAUCAAGACUAUCAGCAGUGAGCUGAAUGUGGCGUUGGUAGAUCCAGAUCUCUCCCUGGCUGUGGCCAAGAAUGCUGCCAAGACCGUCCAACUCUUCUGCGUCAAGUCUGAACAGCUGCUAAGUACUCAGGGUGAUGCCAGUCAGGUGAUUGGUCCAUUAACAGACGGCCAGAGGAGGAACGUAGCUGUGGUCAACACUCUCUACCGCCUGCAGCUGGCUGUCUCCAAGAUUGUUUCAGGUUUGGGGGGUUGUCCAGCGGCUGCUGCAGAGGCCCUGUCUUCUUCUCUGGAGGGAGUGCAGGCCCUGAUGAGCAGUGCAGUGCAGCCUCUCCUGCAGUCAGUGAGCGACUCCAUAGAGGCCAUUAUCAUCACGCUACACCAGGAGGACUUUUCAGGGCCUCUAUCCAGCCCCGAUAAGCCUGACGUUCCCUGCUCCCUCUACAUGAAGGAGCUGCAGGGCUUCAUCUCCAGAGUGAUGUCAGACUACUUCAGACACAUCCAGUGCGCGGAUUUCAUCUACGACAGCACCGAGUCCAUUGCUCAGAGAGCCAUUGAGCUGUUCCUCCGCCACGCCAGCCUGCUGCGCCCACUGGGAGAGGGCGGCAAGAUGCGACUGGCCGCUGACUUUGCUCAGAUGGAGUUGGCAGUAGCUCCUCUGUGCAGGAGAGUGUCCGACUUGGGGAAACCUUACAGAAUGCUGCGCUCCUUCAGGCCGCUGUUGUUUCAGACCAGCGAGCUGAUAGCCAGCAGUCCAGCCGUGGGUGACCUGAUCCCCUACAGCACCCUGAUACACUUCUUCUUCACCAGAGCCCCAUCUGAGCUCAAGUCACCUCACCAGAGAGCAGAGUGGUCCGUCGCCCGUUACUCCCAGUGGCUGGAUGAUCAUCCUUCAGAGAGAGACCGGCUCACCCUCAUCAGGGGCGCGCUGGAGGCCUACGUGCAGUCAGUGAGGGCUCGGCAGGGGAAGGAGUUUGCCCCCAUCUAUCCCAUCAUGCUGCAGCUGCUGCAGAGAGCCACCAGCGGUCCACAGGAGGUCAGAGCCUGAAGACGUAGCUGAGUCGUGUGCCUCUGCCUGUCUGAUGACAUCACAGGGUGUGUAUGAAGGACGUGUGGCUCUGUGAACACUACAUGACGCCUCCUCUGGGCUGUAGCAGCUUAAACUCAUUUUUUACUAUUGACUAAAUUAAGGGACUUUGUUGUGUUGGGACACAUUAUUGUGACAGACAGACAAUAAAUUAUUUCCGUCACUUGUUUCCAGAGCUGAAUCUAGUAAACUCAAUGUAACAUACCAUAGUUCCAGUUAUGUUAAUUAUUGAGCGAUGAAGGUUUAAGUUAACCAGAUGAUUUGAUAUCUGUUAACAGUGUCACCAGGUCAUGUUUUAUUCUUCAACUAUUUCCACAAAUGUGUAAAAAUGUAAUUGUCUUGAUUAAGUGUGUUUAUGAAUCAAUGACUCUGGAGAAUAAAUGGGGAAAUAUUUGCAGGA
Molecule: messenger RNA, 2939 nt
Organism: Paralichthys olivaceus (Japanese flounder)
Lineage: Eukaryota; Metazoa; Chordata; Actinopteri; Pleuronectiformes; Paralichthyidae
Gene: cog5
Product: component of oligomeric golgi complex 5
Biological process (GO): intra-Golgi vesicle-mediated transport
Cellular component (GO): COG complex
Source: RefSeq, a predicted model, not a curated record